Prosopis cineraria is the source of this 1463-nucleotide messenger RNA. Its product is annotated as RHOMBOID-like protein 3. Gene Ontology annotation, molecular function: serine-type endopeptidase activity. The record is from RefSeq and is a predicted model, not a curated record. Lineage: Eukaryota; Viridiplantae; Streptophyta; Magnoliopsida; Fabales; Fabaceae. Gene Ontology annotation, biological process: proteolysis. The coding region runs from base 213 to 1193 and encodes 326 amino acids. The transcript has 5 exons. Gene Ontology annotation, cellular component: membrane.
GCAGAGAAUCAGUUUUGAAGUCGGUAUCAUCAUUGUAUCAUUUAUUGACCUUUUGAUUACUGCGCAGUUAUAAAUCCUGAAAUUCAUCGCCCACAUCGCCAUUACAACGAAGCAGCACGCCCCACUGCUUCUUCCUUCUUCGCUCCAUUUAAGCCCUUCGCCAACCCUUCUCUUCCACAAUCCUCUCUCGAUUCCUUGUUGGAGAUACACUCAUGGCCGAUCGAGAUCUGGAGCGAGGAGGCGGGACCAAGAACAGAGCAGACAACACCACAUAUUCUGCUUCUUCCUAUGUUUAUGACCCCGAAACCCAUUGGACAUCAUGGCUGGUUCCUAUGUUUGUUGUUGCCAAUGUUGCCGUUUUCAUUGUUACCAUGUAUAUCAAUAAUUGUCCCAAACAUCGGGUUUUUGAUGAUCAGCCCGAGUGUGUCGCUAGGUUUCUGGGAAGGCUAUCCUUCCAGCCUUUGCAGGAGAAUCCCCUGUUUGGCCCUUCUUCUAACACAUUAACAAACAUGGGAGGCCUUAAAUGGGAUAAAGUUGUGAAUCAUCAUCAGGGAUGGAGACUUGUCACUUGCAUUUGGUUACAUGCUGGAAUUAUUCAUUUGGCUGCAAACAUGUUGAGCCUUGUGUUCAUCGGCAUUCGCCUGGAACAACAAUUCGGGUUUCUGAGGAUCGGAGUCAUAUACCUGUUGUCUGGAUUCGCUGGAAGUGUCCUGUCUUCCUUAUUUUUGAGAAACAACAUCUCUGUUGGUGCUUCUGGUGCUCUUUUUGGACUUCUUGGAGCUAUGCUUUCUGAGCUUCUUACCAACUGGACUAUUUAUACGAAUAAGGCGGCAGCUUUGCUUACUCUUCUGGUUAUUGUUGUCAUCAACCUUGCCAUUGGCAUUUUGCCACAUGUCGACAACUUUGCUCAUAUCGGCGGAUUCCUGGCAGGGUUCCUCCUUGGCUUUAUCUUGCUGCCUCGCCCUCAAUUCGGGUGGUUGGAGCAGCGGCAUGUUCCCGCCAACGUCCAAAUCAAGUCAAAAUACAAGGCAUACCAAUAUGUUCUCUGGUUUCUCUCUCUUAUUCUCCUUAUUACUGGGUUAAUUAUUGCAUUGGUGAUGCUGUUCAGGAAGGAGAAUGGGUAUGAUCACUGCCAUUGGUGCCGGUACUUGAGCUGUGUUCCAACUUCAAAAUGGAAAUGUGAUGAGAGUUAAACAAAGAGAAGGCUCUCUCUUGUGAUGUUGAUGAGGGAUUCUUGCUUUUGCCUCUGUGUAAAGUUGUAGCUUUAGAAAGUGGGGUUGUUUAUCUUCUUUUCCUUAUUAUCAAAUUAUUGCUUUGUCAGUCUUUCUGGAUUUAUAUCGUUGGGUUUCAUAUAAAUUCUUAUUUGUACAUGGAAUCCUUUCUCUGGCUCAUUUCUGUCUCUGAUGCUAGCUUGUUUGUCUGUACUAGGCGCUCUCAAAAUCAUAUGAUUUUUCUUAGAUGUA